Molecule: messenger RNA, 262 nt
Organism: Linum tenue
Lineage: Eukaryota; Viridiplantae; Streptophyta; Magnoliopsida; Malpighiales; Linaceae
Source: the annotation of a GenBank genome assembly
GCGGGAUUUGGACUAAGGGAUAAAACGAACGUGAAGAGACAUCGACGAAAUCCACCGCCGUCACCACCGCCACAGCCAGAGGAGGAUGAGGAAGAAGAAGAUGCUGAAGUCGCAGCGCAAGUACGUGCACAAGGAGUAAAGACCUUUAGAUAGGGUUCAGUUUUCAAAUACUGAUUUUGUAUCCGAUUGAAGAUGUUAGGAGUAAAGACCUUUGCCGCAUGUUGUAGGAACGGGCUAUCCUCCAUCAUAAUAUAAGGAACCG